AUGCAGGCAUGCUGCAUACACGCUCACAGCACGACCUUCGUUCACCAGGUGGCCACGAAGGUUUACCUAGCUCCUGACACGCCGAUCUCACAGUGCUUGCCUUACAGCAUCAAGCAUCAGCACCUCUUCUCCGGCAACGUUCCUCAGCCGGCAGAUUGGCUGCGAGCGUGGCGGGCGUGCCGGACAGCAUAUUCUUUCAAAGGUGCCGUGAAAUUCUAUUCCACGGAAGACUUCGCUGCUGGCAGGAACACGAAGCUUGACAGUGUGAGUCUCAAGAACAUGAUUCGUGUUAUGCACUGGGCUGUCAAGAGUGUUCGCAAGCAGCGUCUCGAACAAGCCACCAGCAUCAGCUUGUCCGUGGACGACCGCAAGGAGUAUCGUUUGGUGAGGUACCGUUGCGAUGUUCCACCGCGCACUGCCAAGCAGUCAGCGGCUCCAGGCCCCCAAGGUCCCCAAGGCUCCCAAGGCUCCCAAGGCUCGGAGGAUGGCCCGCUUGUCGCCGAUGGCUUGCUUGGGGUCUACAAGACAGGUGCCAGUGUUCCUGAAAACAAAUUGGAGGAGCACGAUGCGGACAAGAGUCAGGUGAUGGCAGACAGCAUAGGCAUAGUCAUUGACAGGGCCUGUCAGGAUCCGGAAGGCAAAACUGACGAGGAGUCCUGCAGCCGCUUGAAGCUGCACGUGCGGCACUUUGCAGCCGAUCAGUGCACAUCUGCCCUGAAGUGUGGAAGGUUGUUGGUCACUGGCGGCCAGUAUCCUAACCUGGUCUGGGUAAGCCAUGAUCCUGCGCACCAGGUUCGUAUUGCCUACCAGGACCCUCUUCACUCCAUGCCCGAGUUCCAAGACCAGUGGGAGCGUUUGUUUGCUCCCGGCAAGGGCAAGCAUGCGCUUAUCCCGGACAUCCAGAACUCAGAAGUCUGGAAGUCCAGGCUCAUGGCGGCCCAGCAAGAGGUUCUCAGGCUCCAUGGCUCCCAGGCUGGUGUGGAGAAGGUGAUCCGAGCGUUGUCGUUCUCCCAACCUCGGUUUGACUCGUCGUCCACACCAAUGCUGAAGUACUUGUGCAUGAUUCGUGCGAUGGCGGUCUUAUGUGCUAUGCAGGUUCCCAGUUCCGUGGCCGGCUCCGAGGCUCCAGGCUCCCAGGCUCCCAGGAGGUGUGCAACCCAGUUAGUUUACGAGGAGAUCCAGACACCAGAGCCGAUCUUCUAUGGCAACAGAGUCCACUACCUGUGCACGAAGGCCGGCAUUUCUGAUGUAAGGCAGAUCAUGGGAACGAUGGCGCACGUGGUCGAGGCGAUGCUGGAGCGUUUGCGAGUAGAUCUGACGGAGGAUGAGAUCGCCGUGGCUCUGCAGGUAUUCAACCUUCGGCUGUGGCAGGAGACGAACCGACAACAGGAGCUAGUGGACUCUACACGCAAGCUCUGUGAUAUGCUCAAGCUUUCGCCCGGUACAGCCGUGCUGUUUGGACGAUUUGCUCGCAAAUUGCAUCCUCUUCUAGAAGAGCGGGGCGAGAACCAUCCUCGACGCCUGACAACGGCGCAGCUGGUCCUGCAGUCGACAGAGAUCCAGAAUGGAGAGGCUUCGGUGCCGCCAGCUCUGGCGAUGAUCCCCGCAGAGGCCAUGCUGGAUCCACGUCUGGGUGUCCCUGAAAAGGCUAUGGUGGAGCCUUCUCCGGAUGCACCUGCACAGGCGAUGGUGGUGCCUUCCACGAAUGUCCAUGCACAGGCCUGUUGUGCCUCCUUCGGCGAAUGUCAGUGCACAGGCGAUGGUGGCUCCGCCUUCGACGGAUCUCGCCGCAGAGGAGACCGGUGGGCCGCCGGGCACUGGCAGUGGCACCAGCGCUCCGAGGGGACCACAUGGACCGCCGGCACCGACACCUGCGUUCCAACUGGCCUCCAGGGCGAUCACGGCAUCCUCUCCUCCGACGACCUCGACUUCCUCUGGCCCUUGCCGCCGGGCCCCAGCCUAGAGGAUAGGGAGAAGCUCACCUUCGACGUGAGAAUGGCGGCCUGGAAGGCUGGAUUCAAAUAUGGAAGGGCCAUCCAGCAGAAGCACCUCGACAAGGCUCAGGCUUCGACUUGUCGCUCCACUCCAUACGACUCUGACUCUGACGCAGGGCUGCUGAAGAUGACUGCAGGAGAGUGGAACGCCCUGGCCAUGGUCCUCGAUCAGACGUUCGAUUUGGGGCUUGGGAAAGAUGAAGCAGUGAGGCGAUACGGGGUCGGCCAAGCAGUGAGGGUAUUCGGGCAUCGUGCAAUUCUCCCGGACUACCCUUCGAGGAGCAGGUUGGCGAUUGAAGCCCGUGGCCGUGUGCCCGAGAGGAAGCACAACCCUGUGCCCAAGGCCAAGCAGAAGCCGGAGGUGGUAAGGGCAGCCGGCAGUGAGGUCUCAGGCGAUCGUGGCACUUCUCGCCCGGAGUCAAAGGCUCCCAAGGCUCCCAGGCUCCCAGGCUUGGAGCUGUGA
Molecule: messenger RNA, 2457 nt
Organism: Symbiodinium sp. CCMP2592
Lineage: Eukaryota; Dinophyceae; Suessiales; Symbiodiniaceae
Source: the annotation of a GenBank genome assembly